Molecule: messenger RNA, 1847 nt
Organism: Eufriesea mexicana
Lineage: Eukaryota; Metazoa; Arthropoda; Insecta; Hymenoptera; Apidae
Gene: mxt
Product: Eukaryotic translation initiation factor mextil
Exons: 11
Coding region: 159-1670 (503 amino acids)
Biological process (GO): positive regulation of translation; regulation of formation of translation initiation ternary complex
Cellular component (GO): cytoplasm; RNA cap binding complex
Molecular function (GO): translation initiation factor activity; RNA binding; eukaryotic initiation factor 4E binding
Source: RefSeq, a predicted model, not a curated record
AGAUGUCGAAAGUGCCAGAGGCGCUCACAUGGGGACUGUAUAAAUUAUUUUUAUCGCUACGUAGACUACAGCAAAAUAACCUACUAUUGUAAAGAGUCUACGUUUCACCCCAACUGCCUCAACUAUAACAAAUAUUGUUAAAAUUCACAUUAUAAAAAAUGGCCGCAACGCAACUAAACCGAGCACGAACCAUUAAGAAAGUUGAAAAACCUCGGCCGCUUAAACUUAAUCAACGCCACGCGACCGUCGAUGGGCGGAUUACGACUGUGGAGGACAUAGUGUCCUUAAUCGACAAUGUUGCAAUGCAACUAACUAAUGGCUUCCAUGACCGAACGCUACAAAUAAAUGUAAUAACAAUGUGUAAUCAUCUAAAACUUUAUGCUCAUCAAUUAGAAGCUAUUUAUAAAGAUCAGCUGGAUAGAGCUUUUGUGGCGAUCAGAAAUGGAAGUCAAGACGAAAAACUAGAUUUGACGACUAGGGUUCACCUGCUGGAACUUAUAGAAUUAAGAGCCAAGCAAUGGCGUCAUACCGAUUCUAUGGAUGUAUAUUACACACAGAAAUUAUCCCAUUUGGAUAAUGCAGAAGCAAUUCCUGAUACACCUACAAAUACAUUGUCAUCUCCUAUGGCAACAAUGUCUUCACCUACAGUGGCACCUAUCUUAGGACCUGGUGAAGUUAUAAAAAAUAGUGGCAAAUUUGUUAAACCUACGCGUAUUCCUGGGAAAAACUACUGUAAAGAUGAAGUUGUUAUACGUAACAGUGAUUCUGGUAAAGUGAUGGGAAUAAAAGGGCGGCGGGUUCACAUGAUCGAAGAGCUCAGCCAGACAAUCAUCUCCUUCCAGCGAGUAAACCCUGGAGCCAAAGAACGACUUGUCCAAAUCACGGGUACUUCCGAGGACAAGAUACAUUACGCGAAGGAUUUAAUAAAAGAUACGAUUCAACGAAAUGCAUCACCGGUGAGAUUGGAGCAAGGUGGAGGAGAAAAAGGAGCUAUGGGUGGUUCUAGCUCUUCAUUAAAUAGUAGUGCAUCAGAUGAGAGUAAUCGAUUGCAGCAUCAGCAACAAAACUCUCGUUUACGAAGUUCACUCCUCCAUAGCUUCUCCACCAACGACGCCAGUAUAGGCGAAUAUAAAUAUACAGUUACUGUUGGUAACCAGUCUUUAAAGAUCACAGGAUGCAAUCUUGAUCUUGUUAGGACUGCAAAACUAGUUUUAGACGAAUAUUUCUUGGGAGAUUCUGAAAAUUUCACAAGUGGUAUAGAAUACUUCAAUUUUGAAGAAGAAUCUCCUUAUUCGAUCUCGUCUUCCAGUACACAAAAAACAUCACUAACUCCAAGUAAUACAAAUGAAGUAGGUCGUGAAUUAAAUAUGGAUAGUGCUGCGACUUCAGAAAGUGAAGAAACUUAUAAACCCCAUAUAUCUGAAAUAAAUUCAUCAGCUCAGGAAGUUCCAGAAGUUAGAGAACUCACAUAUGAGUUUUUAUUGCUGUGUUCAACAGGCCCUUAUGCUAAACGGCCGCCUGCAGAUUGGGCUCGCAUUCAGAAGGAAUGUCCCAACAUUGUUCGCAAGGAACCGAUUCGCUGGUUCGAACCGGAGACAUAUAAAGCUAAGAUAGCAGCUGGUCUUGUUUCAGUAUUGCCGAUUGGAGAAGGAGAAACUGAUCCAGAAUGAAAUUGGAAAGUUUAAUAUUUUGAUCAUCAUAAAAUUGUAUGUAUUAAUCUACAUCGAUUUUUAUGUCGAUGUAUUGUGAUAACUUUUCAAAAGUAAACUUGGUUUAAUGUUCUGAAAUGAAUGAAUACGCAAUAUAUACGAGCUCACAGAUGAAUACACAACAAUUUGUGAGUAACA